Messenger RNA from Coprinopsis cinerea okayama7#130, 996 nucleotides. RefSeq lists its product as hypothetical. The record is from RefSeq and is a predicted model, not a curated record. The transcript is spliced from 4 exons. NCBI's taxonomy places the organism in Eukaryota, Fungi, Basidiomycota, Agaricomycetes, Agaricales, Psathyrellaceae. The coding region runs from base 1 to 996 and encodes 331 amino acids.
AUGGCGACCGACUCGAGCGAACCGAUCAGUGGAGCCGGACCAGCAAGCAAUGUGGUGGCACAAAAGGUGACCGAGUUCUACUGGGAUGCGGUUAUCAUCAGGGUUGAAGAUGGGCUGUUCUGCGUCCCGCGAUACGGACUUGUCAACGCAUCGGCGGUGUUCUCAGAUAUGCUCUCACUCCCGUCUGGUCAAGAUGGGCCGGCGCCAGUUGAAGGAACAGACCCCGCCCAUCCCAUUGUACUCGAAGGAUACAAGAAGGACGAGUUUAAAUGUCUCCUCAGACUCCUCUAUCCCAGCGCGGAGGACAUAAUCUCCGAGACAUCUGUCCGCUUGACCCUAAGCAAAGACCAAUGGAUCAGUGUCCUCAAACUUUCGACGAUCUGGGGUAUGAACAAAAUUCGUAGCCAUGCAACUCACCGGUUGUCGACAGAGAUUACUCUGAGCCCCACUGAGAAGAUAGCAUUGGCCAGGGCUCACAGGGUUUCCAAAUGGCUCGAGGAGGGAAUUACAGCGUUGACGACAUCCACCGAUCCGAUUAAGCUGAUGGAUAUGGUUGAAGCCGUCGGGUGGAAGACCGCUGCGCAGAUCCUUUCAAUACGGGACCACAUUGCAAAUGCUAAACCUGGACAAAAUGGAGGGACCUUGGAAUUUAGAAGAGACAACAUCAUAUGUUACUCCUGCGAAGGGGAGGUUUCCUGGGCGGCACCCAACUGCACAAGCUGUCGUAGAGAGUUGAGCGACCAGGCCAAGCUCAAGUACUCAUCCACUGCUACCCAGCAAAACGGUGUAUACCUAGACAUAUAUGCAAACAAGGUCCAAUGCGAGUUCUGCAAUAGCUUGCCCUUUCGAAAUCAACAUCUAGCCUGCCAAAACUGCGAUUGGGGAGGUUACGGGCAUAAAAACACUUGGAUACGAGUAAAACCCGGCCCUGAUGUGGAUGGUAUGAUCAAGGAGAUGUUUGGUGACGAGAUUGAGGAGUACAAGGACCACAUGUAG